CCUCCCUCCAGCCGGCGCAAGCGGGCGGCGCGCUCCGGAGGGAGAGCUGGGCUGGAGGUUUCCUGCCCCUCGGCGCCCGCACCUGCCCUCCGCGCCCACCCCUGAGCCCGCGCCGACUGGGCAGCCGGGGGCGCCCCCCACCCCUCUCCCCCCGGGCCGGGGAGCCGAGGGGCAGCGCCGGAGCCCGGGGGGAGCGCAGCCUCGCCGGCCGGCCGGCCAGGGCCGGGGGCAGCUACGACGGCCCCGGCUUUUCUCCAGAAAGGGUUGAUUUCUGCGAAGGGAGUGUGGCGUCCAGGAGAAUCUGCAGGUAGGACACAUCCUAGAUACCUCUAAGUGGCCACACCCAGAGAGAGUCCAGGUGGAGGCCGCAGAGGGCCCAGGGCAAGCAGGGGCAGCAAUGGUGGGUCCUGACGGUGGCUGAGCCCCCAGCCCCUGGAAUAUGCAGCCCGGGGGAGCCCCAGGCAGCGGCGAGGACGCGGUGGCGGAGCGGGGCGGGAGGCAUGGUCUCCACCUACCGGGUGGCCGUGCUGGGGGCGCGAGGCGUGGGCAAGAGUGCCAUCGUGCGCCAGUUCCUGUACAACGAGUUCAGCGAGGCCUGUGUGCCCACCACUGCCCGCCGCCUCUACCUGCCUGCCGUCGUCAUGAAUGGCCACGUGCACGACCUCCAGAUCCUCGACUUCCCACCCAUCAGCACCUUCCCGGUCAACACGCUGCAGGAGUGGGCAGACGCCUGUUGCAGAGGACUCCGGAGCGUCCACGCCUACAUCCUGGUCUACGACAUCUGCUGCUUUGACAGCUUUGAGUACGUCAAGACCAUCCGCCAGCAGAUCCUAGAGACGAGGGUGAUCGGCACCUCAGAGACGCCCAUCAUCAUCGUGGGCAACAAGCGGGACCUGCAGCGCGGGCGCGUGAUCCCGCGCUGGAACGUGUCACACCUGGUGCGCAAGACCUGGAAGUGCGGCUACGUGGAGUGCUCGGCCAAGUACAACUGGCACAUCCUGCUGCUCUUCAGCGAGCUGCUCAAGAGCGUCGGCUGCGCCCGCUGCAAGCACGUGCACGCCGCCCUGCGCUUCCAGGGCGCGCUGCGCCGCAACCGCUGCGCCAUCAUGUGACGGGGACUGCGGGGCUGCGGCGGGGGGCGCGGGCGGGGCGGGGGGAAGGACCCUGACGCGCCCGGCCUGGCCCGCCCCCGCAGCCGCGCGCCUCGCGGGGAGGGGCGGAGGACGAGAGGGAGCCUCCUGCGACUGCCCGGCCCAGCCCCUCUCCGCGUCCGUCUUCCUGGGCCCGCCGCCUUUAGUGCGGUAGCUAGCGCCGUGCCCGGGCGGGCCCCAAGGGGCGCCUUGGCCUUUUGGGAUCGCGAGGGUGAGCGCGGGGCGUGGGGGUGGGGAGGUGCUGCCUUGGCCGGGGCCCCCACCCGUCUACUCCAGAGAGUGUGUCUGUCAUUGCCCUGCGUCUUCUUUCCCCGUGUCUGUCAUCCCAAGCGUCUGUUGGUCCUUAGCUGUCUUAUCCACCCUCCUGCCCCCAGCUCCGUUCACAGGGCUCUCAUUUCGUUCAUCCCCUUGUCGCAGAUCCUGGCAGCUUCUCUGUGAGGCCAGCCUUUGGACCGUCAGCACCACCGGCACAGGGCAGAGAGAUGCGGGUGGCCCAAGGACCGUAAUCGGGGUCCUAGGGUUGAGGUCCCAGGUCAGUCAGGAGGAGAAAGGCUGAGCUCUCCCCGUUCCAGGGAGAUCUCCCCGCCCAGCAGCCCCCAGAGACACAACAACUUACCUUCCAGCCUUAACUCGAUGGUCCAUCCCUGCCGGGUGCCCCUCAUCCCCUUCCUGACCCCAAAGCCAGAUCACCCCCUGGGUUAAAACUUUUUUUUUUUCCUCGACGGGAGCGUGGAGAGGGAAUCCCCCAAAGGAUAAAUUUAUUUCCACGAUGCCAGGUUCCAGCCCUCUAUUCCCUCCUGCGUUGGGUGGUCUGCAAGAUUGGGGGAUGUUGGGUUUGGGGGGCUGGUGGUGGGCAAGAUGGUGUCCCGGGGUUGGGGGAGAGCGGUUAGGUUGCGCUAGUAAAGACUCUUAUUUCCCCAUCCCACUCCAAUCUGAGUGCCCUAGACCCUGCCUGCCUUGAAUCUCAGAUUUCUCUGAUAAAUCUGGGGAGGGGCAGAGCCACUAAAAGAAUUAUGGGGACCCUUGUGCUUGAGGGAGAUAUGCCCACACCCCCACCCCUAUAUAGAGGCCCUCAGGAUCUGAUGCCCCCCUUGUCCCAACACCAGUUUGGCCCUAUGCCCUGACUCACUCCACCCCAUUUUCUCCGGCUGCCUGGCCGGUUUCUACCUCUCGUCACCGGAGCUGAUCACUGUCAGUUUUGUACCGAUUUAGAAAUAACAAAAUCCAUGAAGAUACUAGGAGCGGCCUGAGGGAUUACUGGGGUACUUGGAGAGUGGGAGCAAUGGUGCAUGUCCCCUGCCCCUGGCUGAGUUUUCCUUGAGGCUGAGUCCUGAGCCCUGGUGUGGUGGGAGGAUAGGAAGGUCCGUUGUUAGAAGAGGGGCAGAUAGGUCAACCCAGCCUCCGUGUAGCCCAGCUGCAGUGUGUAGACCAGAAAAUCAGGUAGCCCAGAGUGGUGAUGGAGCAGAGUCGGGGAGGGGGGGAGGGGUCAUGGGUAGGGAAUUUAUCCAGAUCCAAUGUGAGAGGGAAUCUGAUCCUCCCUUCCACUUCCCCAGCUGAUUCUCCCUCCACCUGUGGGGUGUAGCACAGCCCUGCAGUGACUGCCCUGACCUUGGCGGUCCAGUAUGCCUGGGUUCUUGUCCCUGCUGUGCUGCAUGACUUUGGGCAAGUGACCCGCCCUCUCUGAGCCUCCCUCUGAAACAGAGGAGGUGGCUCCCCUUCCCCACACCUUGGAGUGUCUGGGAGGGUAAGGAAGAGGGCCUGCCCCCUUUUAGCCCCUGCAUCCCUGCCCCUGGUUCACCAGGGGGAUGGGGUGAGGGAUGGCAGCAUCUCACCUGCCCCCAUCACUGUCACCCCCAGCUGAGGCACCUGAGGUGGGCAUGGGGAACCCAGGCCUCUGGCUGCCCCUUAUGGGAGCCAUUAGAAUGUAUCGCCUGACCGGCCCCCCUCACUCCCUCCACUGCACUCCAGGUAUUUGAUUUUGAUUCCCUCCACCCCCAUUCUGAGUCUCUGUCCUCCCCGCCCCCCCCCCCCGGGUUUCCCACCACAGGGUCUGGAAGUGUGUGUGAUGCCCAUUGCGCUGUGAUCGGAAGUCAGAUUAAAAAUCAGGGAGUGUUUUCCCUUGUUUCUGUACAAGGUGUUGGCUCAGUUCCUGCCCUGUGAGGGAAAGGGCUCCCCUACAGGGCCUGGCUGCUGAGCUCUGCUGUGGAAGGACCGUCAGGGCGAUGAGGUUGCUCUGAGUCCCAGAGCCUGGGUCAACCAGGAGAACUAAGAAGAGUUUGGGACUCACCUCUCCACCUAACCUCUGAGCCCUCCCACGCUGAGCAAAAACACUGGAGGGGGAAGUGAAAGGUCUCCCCCGGCCACUCCCGGGAAAACUUUCAUAACUGGACUCAAUCCCAGCUCCUGCUGCUGUCUCUUUGUUCCCACUUGUGGCUGAGCUGCUGUGGCCCAUUCGCGGCUGUAGAUGUGAUAAGAACACUCUCCACCAUCCCUCUUGACUCCCAGUGAUCUCAGUUCCCAAAAUCCAGAGCAAAGCUUUGAAGUCCUUGAAGGCCUGUGUGUGUCCCUGUCCUUGGUGCUGACACACCAGCGGCUUCCAGGAGAGAGCGGCUGUCUGGCAAGGUUGGCGGAGCCUCAAGAGAAGAAACCUCUCAC
Molecule: messenger RNA, 3806 nt
Organism: Mirounga angustirostris (Northern elephant seal)
Lineage: Eukaryota; Metazoa; Chordata; Mammalia; Carnivora; Phocidae
Gene: RASL10B
Product: RAS like family 10 member B
Exons: 5
Coding region: 501-1112 (203 amino acids)
Molecular function (GO): GTP binding; GTPase activity
Source: RefSeq, a predicted model, not a curated record